AAAAUAGAAUUUCCGUUCCCGCCUUUCUCUUGCUUCUAAUCGCGUGUUUGUGCGGGUGAACUAUCUGUGAUUCAUCUGCAACGAAAAUUUCAAAAUUCUAAGUGCCAUUGCCGCACAUAUUUAAAGAUAAUUUAAAGACAAUGCAGGACCAAGGAGAUGGAGUCCCUACAUUCAAAUGUGUUCUUGUUGGUGAUGGUGGUACUGGGAAGACCACUUUUGUAAAGCGCCAUCUUACUGGAGAAUUUGAAAAAAAAUAUGUUGCUACCCUUGGUGUUGAAGUUCAUCCUUUGGUUUUCCAUACAAAUCGGGGAGCCAUUCGAUUUAAUGUGUGGGAUACUGCUGGACAAGAAAAAUUUGGUGGAUUGAGAGAUGGUUAUUAUAUUCAAGGUCAAUGUGCCAUUAUAAUGUUUGAUGUUACUUCUCGAGUCACAUACAAAAAUGUCCCUAACUGGCAUAGAGAUUUAGUCAGAGUGUGUGAAAAUAUUCCAAUUGUUCUUUGUGGAAACAAAGUAGAUGUGAAAGACAGGAAAGUAAAAGCCAAAUCCAUUGUGUUCCACAGGAAAAAGAAUUUGCAGUAUUAUGAUAUUAGUGCAAAAAGCAACUACAAUUUUGAAAAACCCUUCUUGUGGCUGGCAAGAAAGUUGAUUGGAGAUCCUAACUUAGAAUUUGUUGCUAUGCCAGCUCUAGCACCUCCUGAAGUUCAGAUGGAUCCUGAAUGGCAAGCUAAGCUAGAAAAUGAUAUGAAAGAGGCUCAAAAUACCUCUCUCCCAGAUGAAGAUGAUGAUGAUUUGUAAAUGCAGCUGCUUCUGUUUUGUAUUUAAAUAACUUUCUCAUUAUAUCUGCACUUUCCAAAAUGAAAAAGAAAAGAAGAAAAAACAUUUGUUAGCUCCUUUAGGAGAUUAAUUUUGUACAGCAUGUUAGUUGUUUUUAUCCAUUUCUGAAAAGAAAAAAAAAAAAAAUGCCUUGUCUCAUGGCAAAGGUUGAAUGCAUGGCAAGUGGCCGCAUUUUAGGUGCCUGGUAAUUAUUUUAAUAUUGUGGGGUGCCCUUGCAUACAUUUUGUAUGAAUGCCUGAACACUUGUGUAUGUUUUUAGACAUUAAAUGUAAUGAAAAAAUGAUUUAAAGUGUUAAAGAAUGCAUUAAAUGAUGUGGCAAAAAUUAAAUAUUUUUUUCAUGUACUCAUCUGUAGCAAUUGAAUAUUCAGUCAUGUAUGUGUGAACAAGUGUGUUAAUGAAGUUGAUCUGGCUGUAGCAAUGCAGCUGUAAUUCUAUUUCCAAUGUAUCUAUUCAAAGCUUAUCUGAAUAAAUAAGUCUUAAACUA
Argiope bruennichi is the source of this 1318-nucleotide messenger RNA. Its product is annotated as GTP-binding nuclear protein Ran. The record is from RefSeq and is a predicted model, not a curated record. Gene Ontology annotation, cellular component: nucleus; cytoplasm. The transcript is spliced from 7 exons. Bases 141 to 794 code for a protein of 217 amino acids. Gene Ontology annotation, molecular function: GTP binding; GTPase activity. Gene Ontology annotation, biological process: ribosomal subunit export from nucleus; protein import into nucleus. Lineage: Eukaryota; Metazoa; Arthropoda; Arachnida; Araneae; Araneidae.